This is a messenger RNA of Rhopilema esculentum, 3585 nucleotides long. RefSeq lists its product as uncharacterized. Gene Ontology annotation, cellular component: centrosome. The record is from RefSeq and is a predicted model, not a curated record. Lineage: Eukaryota; Metazoa; Cnidaria; Scyphozoa; Rhizostomeae; Rhizostomatidae.
UUCACGCAAAAUGUUCGAGCAACACUCAUCAAGAUUGUAUCGUGUUAGUAUGAUUCACGUCCUGUAAUGUCUUCGUGACUAAGGUAGAAAGUGGCAAAGACUGAACUUUCAUUUUAAGGAUUAUUCAAGAGAGUAAUUUCCGGCUCAGAAUCAAAUAUUUGUAAGGCUUUUGGGGACUCAAAAAUUAAGGUAUACUUAUAAAACCUAUGUACCAGGUUUGGUUUUAUACAAGGGCUUCUAAUGCAAUUUUUAAAACUUAUAAGGAGCGAAAUGCUCUUAUAAAAAUUAUUUUAUUGGGAUUUUACUGCAGGUCAUACAUCAAGUACUUGAAGUUUACCUGUUGUUGCUGUUGUUGUUGUUGCUAAAAUUUGCAGAAAAUCGCGGGUUGUUCAAAAGCAACAUGUGUGAAGUAACAACCGGUCGACAAAAACCAAGUCUAAUAACUCAAAGAAAGCAUUGAUUGAAAGAAAUUGCUGACAAAAUGCUAGUUGGUACCUUUAAUGUUCUGUGAAAAGGACGGAGUUUUGAAUAGUAUGUUGAACAGGAGACCAAUUGAUGACUGGACAACUCCAAAGCCUGCAUCAGCAAGGAGCUCCCCAUCAAGAAACAACAGUUUAAUGAUGAUUAAGAAAGGCAUUGUCAAAUCUGGUCCCAAAAUUGGAGAGGAAUAUACGCUAGAGUACCCCAGGAAAACUUCAAAGGAGCAUGCAAUUGACAGCUCAAUGAACAUCAUCAACUCUAAAGAUGAGAGUAUUUCUUUCAAGAAUGGAUCUUGUCAACUGGAUGCAUUCCUCCCAAAAGCUUCUGUACAUAUGAUAUCAAGAUCCAACCCUGCAGUGAAUGAAAAUCAAAGCAGCAAUCCAGCCUCUGAUGGAUUUUGGGCAACAAUGAAACCACAAUGCUAUGGCAAUGCUGUUACAUCUGCCAAAAAUCACAUUGAAUACGAGCCCAGAUCUAGUAACAUGACAGACCAAAGCAAGAGGAGCAAUUAUAUGGAGGUCCACAGCUCAUAUGGAAAUGCAACCAACUAUCCAAUUUCUCAUGACAUGAGAUCUGUUAAGCACAUUGAAAAUCUUGGCAGUCUAGGAGCAUUCCAUUCUAGCCAGAACAACCCUGUAACAGUCAGAGACAGGCAAGUAAUGCAGUCCCAUGAGAAAAGGUAUAUGGAUGCUGAAAGCAAAGGAGAAGCCCCAGUGACGAGCCAGUAUUUGCAAUAUCAAAGCCAAGGCUCACAGUAUGACAUUUAUCAAUCAGUUAUGCAAAUAAAAGCAAUACCAAGUGCAUCCAGUUUGGCCCCUGUUAACAGCAAAGAUUCCAUAAGCAGUGAUAGGUCAGGAAAAUGGGAUCAUGUAAUGAAUGCUAAAGAUGAUUUGAUAAAACAGAAAGAUCUUGUAAUUUCAAGACAGAAACAAACAAUAGAGCAGUUACAGUUUCACAUUGGAGAUAUUGAAGAAAGAAUAAACCAGAAUUCAUACAGGUUGUCAGCUCAACGAAAGGAUGAUGAGAAAAGCAAGGAAAAGUUCAAAGAAGCUGAAGGCCAUAUUGCUCAGUUAAAGGCGCAGCUUCUCCAUAUCAGCACAACUAAGCAGGAAGAAGUUGAAAAGCUACAAAAGAAGCUUGGGGAGACAGAGUAUGAGCUGCAGAAACUGGAAAAGGGCUUCAAAGAUGUUGGUCGAGGCCAAGCCAAACAAAUAGCAGAGUUAAAACAAAAGAUUGAGGAGCGAAACGAAACUGACAAAAAGCUGAAAAAAUCAAUUGAAGUUCUUCAAAGUGACUUGAAAAAAGAAAGACGCAAGGCUCAAAGCUUACGCCAAUAUCUUGAGAAUUUGCCAACCGCAGAGGAACACAACAAAAGCCAGCAAGAAGUUAAGGAAAUAAAAACAGAGAAAGCAAAAUUAGAAGGAAAGAUCGAGGAUUUAGAAGAAACUUUGAAAGAAUUCAAGGAACAGUUAAAACACAAGAAAUCCCAGCUUGAUGAAGAAACGUUGUCAAAAAAUGAAAUCCAAAAUGAAGUUAACAGGCUCAGUGACACAGUGAGUCGAUACAAAGAGAGAGAAAAAAACGGACCAAUUACGAUGGAAGAAUUUGAUGAAGUGAAAUGGGAUAAUGAAAGGUUGAAAGGGGAAUGUGAUCGACUGAAGAAACUAUUAGUUCAAAAGCACAAGAAGAUGGAGAAAUUACACCAAGAAAGCCAGGCCACUCUCAAAGCUCUGGAGGAGCGUUUAGGACAGGAAGAGAACACAGUCAAUGUUCUCCGAAAAGACAUUGAAGACAAAGAUAACACUUUGGCAGAACUUCGAGGCUCUGUAAAACAGUUUGCUGACAAAAGUCAAGAUCUGAUGCGGGAAAAUAUUUCUUUAAAAGAUCUACUGCAAGAGUUUGAAAAGUUGACGAGCUCAGAAGUACAACAAGCGCAUCAUCAAGUUCAUAAGGAGCUUGCAUCUUGUGUUUCCGAGAUACAGUACCUCAUCGAUCUUUGUUCGCAAAUUGCAGAAGGCCAGGAUCCAAACAUAUCAGCUCUGCUAGGAAUCAAAGGACAAGCCGAAGCUCCUGCUACAGAAGACCUGGCCAUCCUGCUAAUCCAUUUGGUAUUGAAGCUGCAAAAGCCAAGUUGAAAAAGAUCAGAUUGCUAAGAUCUGAAAUCGAUAAGCUCAGAACUUUUGUUUCAGAUAAGUAUGCCGAAGAAGUAGGAAAUAACUGCAUAACACAAUAAAUUUUGUUCUCCUUGUAAAAGUUACAUUAAAAUAUGAUAAAUAUUUGACGAUACAGUGUAAAUAGUUGCGUUCAGACAUUUUCUCGCUGCAUUUGCAGUUCGAUAUUUGUAGUUAUAUUGUCUAAUUAUUUAUUGCUGUAAAUUUGUUUGGAAAAAAAUGUCUUGAUUUAGCUCUCUAUAAGAGAUAAUGAAUUUGCUUGAUAAAAUUUAGCGUUUAGAUGAUUGUGUAUUAUAGGAUAAAAAUUGUAAUUUUUUGAUGCAACAGAUGAUAUUCAGUAUAUUACUAAACAUGUCUAUGUGUCCAUGUCCUUUCGCUAUCCGGUCAAUGAUUUAACUGUUUUGUUGAGUGACCCUUUUAAGUCAAUGUAAAGCAUUCCGUGUCUUAAUAAUUGUUCAAAAAAUCUCUUACAAAAAAACACUAAAAUCACGGUUGUAGUUAGUAGCAAAUGUUGUCGGCUAAUGAAAAUAAUUAAAUUGUUCUUCCGAGACUCGAUCAAAGACCGCCAGAAAGGUUGAAUACAUGAAAAAAGUUUCUUCAUUCUGCUGCAUAAGUCUCGCAUUAAAAAAUUAACGGUUUCUGCCAGUUUCCUACAGCCCUCUGCAACACGCACCCCUCUCCUCCAAAACAAUCAAGGUUUUAGUGUUAUCAUAAUAGCGAUUUUUGCGAUGUUUAUAGUCCGGCAAUGUUAUUUGGAAUUCCUGUGAAAAUUAAAAAGAGCCUUGAUUCCCACCAUCUAGCCACGUGGCCAUUUUGCAUUAUUUAAAAUGUAGCAGUUCAUUUUAGACAUUAAUAAAGUGUAGCACUAUUUAUAAUUUCGAUGAAAGGAAUCAUUUGCAGCUAAUCCUAAAAAUCAGAAGUUUCAUGUUCCAAU